Molecule: messenger RNA, 718 nt
Organism: Olea europaea var. sylvestris
Lineage: Eukaryota; Viridiplantae; Streptophyta; Magnoliopsida; Lamiales; Oleaceae
Product: probable steroid-binding protein 3
Exons: 1
Coding region: 193-495 (100 amino acids)
Cellular component (GO): endomembrane system; membrane
Source: RefSeq, a predicted model, not a curated record
UUUCAGAAGUUGCUUUCUGAAAAGUACUUUUUAACUUUUCUUCUUCUAAGCUAAGCGAAACAUGCUCUUGUGACCACAUUUCCACAUCCUUAUCUCCUAACACUGCACUUACAAAGAAUCAAUCAAUCACAGAGGCUAUAAUCGGAAUUCUCGACUCAAUCGUUUAUCAAACGAAAUUCGUCAAAACCGUCAAUGGAGCUCACACUACAACAGCUGAAACAGUACGAUGGCAGCGACCCAUCGAAGCCCAUUUAUAUAGCAGUAAAGGGUCGUAUAUUCGACAUGACUUCCGGCAAGUCUUUCUACGGCCCCGGAGGGCCAUACGGCAUGUUUGCCGGCAAGGAUGCUAGCCGGGCCCUUGCCAAAAUGAGCAAAAACGAGGAAGACGUGAUUGCCUCCCUCGAUGGCCUCACAGACAAGGAAAUGGGUGUCCUCAAUGACUGGGAGAAGAAAUUCGAGGCUAAAUAUCCCAUCGUUGGUACUGUUAGUAAUUAAAAUAAAUUAUCUGAACUUGAAGGUGUGUGUUCUUGGAUUUUUUAAGUGGUGGUGUGAUGUGAGCUUGUGUAAUAUGAUGUGAUUGAUGAAAUAAAUACUGCAAAAAUAAGUAUCCCAAUUGUUGGGAUCUUGUCAUCUGCUCAUCAUAUUCUUAUGUAUUUAUGUUUUCACCAAUGCAUCUGCUUAAUGAUUAUGUUUCUAAUCCCCAUUAUGAUUUGGAUUA